This is a messenger RNA of Cucurbita moschata (crookneck pumpkin), 756 nucleotides long. Its product is annotated as chaperone protein DnaJ-like. The record is from RefSeq and is a predicted model, not a curated record. Gene Ontology annotation, cellular component: nucleus; cytoplasm. NCBI's taxonomy places the organism in Eukaryota, Viridiplantae, Streptophyta, Magnoliopsida, Cucurbitales, Cucurbitaceae. Bases 91 to 486 code for a protein of 131 amino acids. The transcript is spliced from 5 exons.
ACGAAUAACAACAAUUAACAAUCAUAUCUAGAAACCGCCAUUUUCUCUCAAUUUCUGUCCAUUUUCCCGGAUGCCAAACACUCCACCACGAUGUCGGGUGCGUGGGAAGACAAUCACAAUGAUACCGACUCCGAUCAUCAUUCCCACAUCAAUUUCGAUUUCUUCUCCGCCAUUGUUAAGCCGAAGGAUUAUUACAAAAUUUUGGAGGUCGGUUACGACGCUACGGACGAUGAAAUUCGUUCCAAUUACAUACGCCUGGCUCUGAAAUGGCAUCCUGACAAGAAGAAAGACCACGACGGUGCCACUUCCAGAUUUCAGGAAAUAAACGAGGCAUAUGAAGUUUUAAGCGAUCCUUGUAGGAGGCAGGAAUACGACGAGAAGGGAAUGCUUUAUGUAAACGAUGAUAACAUAGUGGAUUAUCUCAAGCGAUACAAAGGCCUUAUUUUGACCUGUAAUGGCCUUGGUAUGAAGCAUUCUAUUUGGUGAAACUGAAAUUCCCACAAAUGCGAAAAAAAAAAAGGUCUUUCUUAGUAGAUUUAGGAUCCUCUUUGGCCCAGUUUUCACUUAUUAGUGAAGAAUGAAAGAGCAGUUAGGAUUAUUGCAUUUUGACAUCUUUCUUUCUCAUAAUGUACAAACACGCUUACUUUUAGCUUAGAGGAGGUGACAGUAGAGAAUAUGAGUUUUAUGAUUCGGUGAAGGGUUUUUGUUUCAUUCGAUCAAACGUUUGUCUGCAAUGAUUUUUCAAGUGUUUAAAAC